AUGGGUCUCGACUUCAAGGUCUUCCAUUCUACUCGUCCCAGCGCAACCAGGACUGGUCCGUCGGGACACGACGACUUGAAAUGGGUACCUACAAGCUCAACCUUGAUAUUCGGCGACAAAGAUGCCGUUCUUGUCGAUGCUCAAUUGACAGAGGAAGCUGCAAAGGAACUAGUGAGCUGGGUGGUGGACGCUGACAAGAACAUCACACAUAUUUACGUCACCCAUGCGCAUGGCGAUCACUUUUUCGGCUGCGGUCUGCUCCUCGAGACUUUUCCAAACGCAAAAGUGGUCGCGACAAGCGAGGUAGUGGCCGGCAUGGAUAACGAGUUGACCUCGAAGAGACAGGAAUUCUGGAACAAACUUUUCCCAGGCAAGAUUCCGAAGAACCUUGUUUCGGGUAGCCCUCUACACGCAGAUCAGCUGGAGCUUGAGGGCGAAAGUCUACAUGCCCUCAGAGUAGGCCACACAGAUACGGACGACACUACCAUUCUCUGGGUUCCUUCCAUUGGCCUCGCUGUGGUUGGUGACGCCGUCUACGCGAACACCCACCCCUACCUAGGGGAGGCGAAAUCUGAAUCAUCACGACUGGAGUGGAUUGCAGCACUGGACAAGAUCGCUGCUCUCUGCCCUAAAGCUGUCGUGGGGGGACACAGUGAUCCCAGCAAAGGUCAUGAUCCGCAGGCGAUUGAAGAAACAAAAGUCUACUUGCAAAACUUUAACCGGCUUUGCGAAGAGACAGAAACAGCUGAAGAACUUUACCAUCGCUUACUCGAUUUGUAUCCUAAACGCAUUAAUCCCGGAUCGGCAUGGGCUGGUGCUAGUCUUGUAAAGAAACUAUCCUAA
This is a messenger RNA of Alternaria arborescens, 843 nucleotides long. RefSeq lists its product as hypothetical. The coding region runs from base 1 to 843 and encodes 280 amino acids. NCBI's taxonomy places the organism in Eukaryota, Fungi, Ascomycota, Dothideomycetes, Pleosporales, Pleosporaceae. The record is from RefSeq and is a predicted model, not a curated record. The transcript has a single exon.